AGCGGACAGCCGGCGAGGCCUGGGGUACUGGGCCUCAGCCUGCAGUCGGAGACAGCGGAGAGAAGCCACUCCGAGCUCAGGCUGGAUCCAGGGAAGGGGUUUUUUUUCUGUUAAAACAGAAAGCGCUGGAAGUACUCAGCAGGUCUGGCAACAACUGUAGAGAGAAAAACAGAGUUAACGUUUCAGGGACCUUUCUUGUGGAGAAUGUGGAAGUUUUUCAGAUCGAACCUCCUGGGGCCGUCGGUUCAAACGCAAAGAUGCCAGCCCAGUUUCAGCAGCUACUGCAGAAAGUGGCACAGCACACACUCCAAUUAACAGAACGCAAACUAGAUUGAAACCUCACAGUGGGGAAAAAACCUAAAACGUUAAUGUUCGGAUAGCCCCCCCACACCCCCCAAUGCGGGCUUUAAAUAUAAUGCCUGGCAAUUUAUACUAUAAUAAAAUUAGAGCUGGGCCAUUCAAGAGUGAAAUGAAGCACAUUUUCAAAGGGUUGUAAAAACCUGAAAUCCUUCCCAGGAGACUGGAUGCUGUGAGAGUAGAAAUUUUCAAAAUGGUAUAUGGUGGUAUUUUUUGUCAACUAAGGACAUUGAGACUUGUGGAACAAAGGCAGGUAAAUGGAGUGAAGUGCAGAUCAGCUGGGACCUAAUUGCAUGGUGAAAUAAAUUUCAGGGGCUCAGUGGUGGAUUGAAUUUAGUGUUGUCUGAUCUAUUCCAAGCAGAUUCUUCAGAAGAUAAUUGAUUGCAGUUAUGAGACAAUCUGUGCCUGGAGCACCAUGUAGGGCUAUGCUGGCAUAUUAAACUGCAAUAUUUAAUUUGAAAAAUUGGCAACAUUCUAGUUUGUAAUAGUUAAAAGAGGGCCUGAGAUGCACAAGAAUCUGAACAGAUCAUAGUUUUUCAACAUUUGAAUAUUCAAGAGCAUAUAGAUUCCCCCUCCCCAAAAAGAUUUAAUUUUGCAAUAGAAAUAAUGGUGGGGUGUUCAUGGUUACUAUAAAUUGGACAGCAUCAUUCAGUGUCUGCAUACAUGCAGUGAAACCAGGAAAUCAUUCUCAAAUGAUGCCAGCUGGGUUAACUCGUGGUUGUUGAACAUCUUGCCUCAAGGGAGGGAAAAACUGACAUGGGCUGUCAUGACCUUCACUCUAGGUCUUUGUGUAAGCAAGAAUGUUGGACAUCAGAGGCUGGGCAGAGUACAUUGUUGAAUGGGCUGCAAAAGAUCCCUAUGGUUUCCUUUCAACAGUUAUCUUGGCACUAACCCCGCUGUUCUUAGCAAGUGCAGUGCUGUCAUGGAAACUGGCAAAAAUGAUUGAGGCCAGAGAUCGAGAACAGAAGAAGAAACAAAAGCGUCAAGAAAAUAUUAAUAAAGCAAAAAGACCAAAGAAGGACUGAACACAUAAUGAGGAAACAUUCCGUAUCUUGAACAAAAAUGCACCCUGUUUUUCAUAUUUAACAAUUGCAGUUAUAUUUGGCAAUAACUUCCAAGGAUGGCACCAUAAUUCAGUGACUGCUUCAUUAGAUGUGUGCAUUUAUCUUCUAAUAUUUCAAGUUUUGGGUUUUUAUAUCCUUUAAUAUUGGGAUGAACAUUUCCACUCAUGCUUUACAGCUAAUUUUCUACUGUACUGUUUCCUAUUUGAAAUAAGUAUGCAUUUUCAUUCCUUGUAUACCUAUUUCAUAAAAUCUGUAAUCUUGUGAUUAUGAAAGUGUACUGAACCAUUGCUCUGAAAUCAAUAUAUUGAUAAAUUCAUAAAAAUGUUUGGAAAUCAAUGUAAGGUUACGGUUUCUGAUUUUGAAAAUAACCUCUAAUUUAUAUCGAAUUCUAUUUUGCUUAAAAACCUGAACUGUUAUUGACUGAAUUUAAUUCACAGUUGCAAAAUGAUAUGAGGUGAAGGAAAAACCUAAAACAAUUUUAUUUGGCAACAUGAUCCACAGUAAAGCCAUUGAAGGACAAGGCUGAAUUUCCAAGUGAAAGUCUUUGGCAAGAUAUUUCUGUUAGCUAGUAGCCAACAUGAAUUAUACUUUGAUACAAUGUACCGUUACACCAGUUACAUGUAAUGUUAUAAACAUUUUGCAAGGUGGUCUGUUGUCUCAAAACAAAAUUUUUGCCAAAUACGUUUAUAGCAGACGGUGCUCUUUAGUUUCUCUAUGCUCCUAAUGGUAAUUAUAUUAAAUGGUACCUUUUGUACUGUGAAAA
This is a messenger RNA of Carcharodon carcharias (great white shark), 2184 nucleotides long. It is a transcript of the gene smim15, whose product is annotated as small integral membrane protein 15. Lineage: Eukaryota; Metazoa; Chordata; Chondrichthyes; Lamniformes; Lamnidae. The record is from RefSeq and is a predicted model, not a curated record. The transcript has 3 exons. The coding region runs from base 1158 to 1382 and encodes 74 amino acids.